Molecule: messenger RNA, 4248 nt
Organism: Micropterus dolomieu (smallmouth bass)
Lineage: Eukaryota; Metazoa; Chordata; Actinopteri; Centrarchiformes; Centrarchidae
Product: junctional protein associated with coronary artery disease
Exons: 3
Coding region: 1-4248 (1415 amino acids)
Biological process (GO): positive regulation of blood vessel endothelial cell proliferation involved in sprouting angiogenesis
Cellular component (GO): ruffle membrane; adherens junction
Source: RefSeq, a predicted model, not a curated record
AUGUACAGUGUGGAGGACCUCCUCAUUUCGCACGGAUAUAAAUUGCCCAAGAGCGGCCCUCCGUCUGCCACGCCUUAUGACAAGCGCCCUGCUGAUUACCAGCGUGAACUUGUGGACAACAGGGCUGGCCGGGGGACAUUGAACGGGUAUGAGGCGGACCGGGGGGCAUCUAUCACAGGCAUCUAUGGCAGCAGGCAGGCACUGGUGAAGGGCUACCCCGCCACAGACAACGAGAGCGGGGAAAGGAACCAAAGGAGAAAAGAAGCCGGUAUCGGUAUCCUAGGUGACGCUCAGCCCUUGGGUGAUUCUCUUGCCACAGAUAGUGGAUUUUACGAUGUUCCCAGUUUGACUUAUUCAGAGCCGCUGAGCUAUGAUGAGAGGGAUGUUUCCUACUGGCGAAGGAGAGGCCAGGACUUCAGCAUCCUCCUGGACUAUGCUGAUGGCAGGGAGCUGAGGGCCUCUGCUGGUGCAUGGAGGCCACAGGCCCUGAUUGCAGCAGAGGAACACAGAGCAGAGAGGCAAGCGCAGCAGCUAUGGGAGGACAUUUCCUGGCUAAGGGACUUGGACGCAGCCCCUGGUCAGCUAAGGGUGACAGGGGAGAGGAAGUGCCAGAGCCUUGGUACAGAGGAGUGGAGGCCUGCUGUGGGCCUGGGAAGGCAGCUGUCAGAUGGGGACGGGGAGAGGUGGGUUCAAGACCAGUACCGCCGCCUGAGGACACCGGAAGGUUUUUUUCACCCUAGAACUAAAGCAAAGUCUCAGUCUCUCCCCAGAGUUUUGUCACCUGACAGAACUGGCAUCAGAGAGCUCAUUCCAUCCAGACCUAGCCUACCUGAUAGACAACAGAGGAUAAACAGCACUGUCUUCUCUGGGCCCUAUAGUAGGUAUAUCUAUAGCGGUGCUGUUGUCAGGGACCGGUGGGGUAGGAAUGCUGGGCCAAGCAGCCAUGUUGCACUUUUACCAAAGCCCAGGUUCAGCAGGCCUUUAAAGCCUCCGUCAUAUGAGAUUCACCAGCAGACUAGGGGUAGCGCAGAAAUGCUUGCUAUAGACCAGGGUGCCAAACAAAAAGACAGGCCUAUCUAUUAUCCAAGGGGUGGGGAGCUGAGACAUGACUAUUUCGCACAACACUCUGCCAUUUCUGGAAUGGAGCCCCCAGGCUACAUCCCACCCCCAUCUUAUAAAAGGGCCCCACCCCCAAGAGCAGUUUCACUUAACCGCAAUGAAAUUGCAAACCUAAGAUGGAGGGCAGAAGCUCUGCAGAUGCCCAGCUCAGAUCCUGGAAGGUGGUUUUCCAGGCAGGCAGGCGGUUCAUGGCUGGAACAUUAUGGAGAGCGAGGUGCAUCCUAUCGGAAACAGGUACAUUCCGGACAUGAAGAACAACCAGGCCAUGCCCGUCAAUUACCCACUGAAGACCCAAGAGGGAAGCAAAUCUCAGGAGGGCCUAGCGGAAGUUCUCUCACUGACUCAGACAAGAUCCGUAACAUCAACAAAGAGACUCCACCCGCUAAGAUUUUAGGACAAUCUACACAUGAUAGUGCCUUUCCUCCCCAACAGGGGCCAGCUCUCAAUACUGACAGCCGCAAAACAGCUCUCAAUGACAACGACAGCAGUAAUCGAUGGUGCAACAGGGGAAUAAACAAAAAAAGUGACAGUGUAGCUUCUGAACAAAACCGUAGUCAGUUUUUUCCUUCAUCUAUUCUUGGUAAACCACCACCUCCUCCAUGCAAGCCGGCUGACCAGGGUGUCUCUGAAACUGUAACAGAAGUAAAAAAGGUUGAACAACCUGAACCACCUGAGAAAGACAAAUCCAAGAAUCUAAAAAAGAGACUUAGUGAGACAAUUUUUUGUUUGGUGUCCGUCCCUGUUACUCCGCAGCUCAGUGGGACAAUCCGCGAUCAGAAUAACAACAAUGAGAAGUCACCCGACCCAGCGGACAGUCCUAGUGACAACAAAACUGGCCAUUUAACAAACCAAAGUCUCCAAAGCACAUCUUCAGCUGAAGCUGAGCUGCAAGCACUAACUGGUAGCAUAGCGAGCAGCAAAACAAGCAGCAGAGCAAGCAGCAAGAUGUUUAAAAAAGUACCCUGGAGACCCCCUAAGAUAAAUCAUUACAAGGAGAUGAAACUGUCAGGAACCUGGCCUGCAAACCAGUAUCGUGACCAGGAGACACAAACUAGCCCAGAGGCUAGAAAACCUGCCCCUGAAAACAAGGAAGCACAACAAGAACCUGUCCCUCCUGGCACUGAAGUCCCUCCUGAUAGCAGUAGUGCAGUGGGCACUGCCUUCAGUUUUCCUAUAAAGGGAGUGAAGAGCCUGAAACUGUCAAGCAACAGCGCCUUCUCCCUGACCGCCACCUUCUCCAACCAGCUGAACAAGAGCACAGCUCAGCAGCCAGCAGUACCACCCUCAGGAAAUGAUGUGGAGGAGACCAAACCAGCAGCAAACAGUGGGCAGGAGGCAUUUGAACAGUCCCUGCUGAAACCAGUGAGCCAGCGACCAUGGGAUGCUGUCAAAGAGCUGGAGACCAUCAAAAAAGAGGUCAAGGAUCAACAGCAGCAGAGCAGCAAACAGGCCAGUGUUGACAAGUGCAUAGAGGACCUCAACGAGGCCUACAAAGACAUAUUGGAGCUAGGCACUGCCAGCAAUAAAGUCCCAAAUGGUUCUGUUCAAAUCCCAGAGCGUAUCAAAAUCCGAUUGACAUCAGAACCUCUCAACAAGCCCAGUAGCCUUAGGCGCAGUGCAGUAAGCUGGUCUGUUGACCCAGAAUACAGGGAAGUCAAGAGCGCCUUCUCCAGGCCUGCGACAAAGUCAGUAACCUUCAGCAAGCAGCUUAGGGAGGAGCUCCCUGUCCCACCCCGGGAGACAGGUUUCAGAGAAUACAGGGUUGUAGCGCAUCUUUCGCGCAGACGGAGCAAUGAUGGCAGGACAGUAAAACUAGACCUGCCAGAUGAGCCUAUUGAGACACCACUUUGUGACUUCAGUCCAACAACAAACACUGCAGCAGCUGAGGUGCCGUGGGCAGAUAGACAACCCAUGCAGGAUGCCUCUACGCUCACUAGUCCUCCUGAUUAUGAGGACAUAUGCCAGACUUUGCGUCAGUCUAGAGACCCGAUGGAUGUCAAUAAAGCGUCCACAGGCAAUUUUAAACCUAAUGACGCAGAGCCUCUUCAAGAUCUCAGUGUUGAAUCAGAGGAGGAGUGCCCUAUUUGUAAAAGAGAGCUUGAGAAUCAGAUGAGACAGGGCCCAUUGCCUCCACUUCACGAGGAGAAUAGCUCGGACAGCUCAGCCACUCAAAAUGGCAGUCCACCACAAUGCGCUGCGUUAGAAAGUCCAGCAGAAGAUACAAAAACAGAGCAGCCGAAUGACUCAAGUUUGAAUCAGUCAGGGUCUGACCUGAGUGCUGAAGCAAGGGAGCAGCCUUCAUUGACACAUGAAAAUGUAGGAGGGGGUGAAAAAACAGACAAUGCUCAGGCAGAAAACUUGGACAAUUUAUGCGCAGUUAAUCCUGCUGAAACCAUACCAGUAAAUGGAACUACAGAGGACAGCGCAUCCACACUAUUUGCAACUGAUGUGCCUGCAGACCCCCAAGUCAUAGAGGAACAUAAUGUCAGUGAAACAGUAACUAAAGAAGUAGAAUUAGAAGAGAAGGAAGCCAUUGCAGGAGAAACACCUGAAGGCAGUGCAGACAUACAGACAGCUGAAGUGAAAAGUGAGCGACAAGAUAAUACCACUUCUGAUGACAAGCAGGAGCAAGAAAAGAAGCCAUUAGCUGUCCCAGAGCAUAGACUUGGACGGACUCAUCUGGGGCGAGACCACCCAGCGCUACCGGAAUUUCCACCAGAUAGACUGCCACUUUCAGUUCCCCCAAACCUAGACCGCAGGCUGUCUCUUAGCUUGGAGGGAGAGAGGAGGGGCAGGGGCCCCUCCCACCGAAUCGAAGCGCUGCAGAACAAGCUCGCUGUUUCUCCAGGUCGGGUCGCAGUUGAGCGCCUGGCCCGAAUGAGGGAGGUGGAUGUUAUGUAUCGUAUGAGGCGCCUCAGCAUCAGGAGUACUGACUCUGGGGAGGGGGAGGCAGAGGCAGAGGGCAAGGACGAACAAAAGCAGGAACCCCACCUUGCUCCUCCGGCAGACAAGGAGAACGAUCAAGAGGUCACCGAUUCACAGCAGGUCUCUGAGGAGACAGUGUUGCAAGAUGAGGAGGAGUCAUCUCUCUCAGAACCACAUGAUCCCAGCCGAGUGGAGACAGUGUAG